This is a messenger RNA of Solanum pennellii, 1633 nucleotides long. RefSeq names its product zinc finger protein SHOOT GRAVITROPISM 5-like. Gene Ontology annotation, cellular component: nucleus. Gene Ontology annotation, molecular function: DNA-binding transcription factor activity. Lineage: Eukaryota; Viridiplantae; Streptophyta; Magnoliopsida; Solanales; Solanaceae. The transcript is spliced from 3 exons. The record is from RefSeq and is a predicted model, not a curated record. The coding region runs from base 220 to 1416 and encodes 398 amino acids.
AUUUUAAUUUUUCUGCCCAACCCAAUCUUCUUCAUUGAUAAAGAAGUUUCUUAAGGUGAAGCUAAAAGAAGUCUAUGUAGAGAAAAAGCUGAAAGUCUAAAAAGCUACUAUCUCUAGAGAUCAAAAAAGCUAGCUUAUGAUACCCAUAUAGAAAAUAAUUUCUCCUUUUUUACUCUCUUUCACUAAUUUUCUAUACACAAUUAAAAAUCCAUUUAGGUCAUGUUUAAUUCUUCAUCAGACCCCUUCAUCACUUCCUCAGAGAUUAAUGAAAAUAAUUGUAUUAACAACAACAACAAAAGAAAAAGAAGGCCAGCUGGAACCCCAGAUCCAGAUGCAGAAGUGGUAUCUUUAUCACCAAAAACAUUAUUAGAAUCAGAUAGAUACAUAUGUGAGAUCUGUAAUCAAGGAUUUCAAAGGGAUCAAAAUUUACAAAUGCAUAGAAGAAGGCAUAAAGUACCAUGGAAAUUGCUAAAAAGAGAAACACCUAUUGUUAAGAAAAGAGUAUUUGUUUGUCCAGAGCCAACUUGUCUACAUCAUGACCCUUGUCAUGCUCUUGGUGAUCUUGUUGGUAUUAAAAAACACUUCAGGAGGAAGCAUAGUAAUCACAAACAAUGGGUAUGUGAGAAAUGUAACAAAGGAUAUGCUGUUCAAUCUGAUUACAAAGCACAUCUCAAAACAUGUGGUACUCGUGGUCAUUCUUGCGAUUGCGGUCGCGUAUUCUCAAGGGUGGAGAGCUUCAUAGAGCAUCAAGACGCAUGCAGUUUUGGAAGGCUACGAUCAGAAUCACAAUCUUUAAUACAAUUACCAUCAGCACCUUGCCUUUCUCGUACAGCUUCAAGUCCUAGCCCUUCAAGUGAUCACACAAAUAAUCUCAUCACUACAACUAAUACAAUCCCAUGGCCUAAUUUUAUCAUAAAUACUCCAAAUGCCAUGAUAAAAAAACACAAUUUAGAGCUCCAACUCUUGACUACUACUAGUACAACAACAACAUCUCCAUGUAGCCCCUUUGAUGUCUCCAUCUCAUCAAAAUCACGCGAUGAUCAUAAUCUUCAACUAUCAAUUGGUUCAUCGGAUCUAAGUGAGAAUAAUAAUAAUGACACGCACAGAUGGAGAAAUGAUGUAGAGGGGUUGAGGCAUGCGUUAGCUGAAAAAGUGUACGCGGAAGAGACGAGAAAGGAAGCGAGGAGAGAAAUUGAAUUGGCGGAGGAAGAAUUGAGUAAUGCAAGAAGAAUAAGGAGACAAGCACAAAUGGAAUUAGAAAAAGCACAAGUAUUGAAGGAAGAAGCAAUAAGGAAAAUUAAUUUUACUCUUUCACAAAUCACAUGUUAUGCUUGCAAACAAAACUUCCAACCUAAAAAGAUAACAACAACAAGUAUAGAUCAAAAUAUUCAUCUCAAGUAUAGUACUUGCCAAUAGUUGUACUAUAUUGUAUUUCUUCAUCUAUUUUGGAUUAUUUUCUUUUGUUACAUUUUUGGGUACUUUGUUUUUUGUAUGAAUACAAGUCUAGUGUGGAUGAUGUUGCAUGAUACUAUGAUGAGGUUAGGUACUUGGAUGAACAACCUAAUAAUGUGAAAGUGAAAUCUCUUAAAUCUCUUGUGGUAUGAAAAUUUGUAGGGCUUCUUUGAUUUUAUUA